Molecule: messenger RNA, 706 nt
Organism: Lactuca saligna
Lineage: Eukaryota; Viridiplantae; Streptophyta; Magnoliopsida; Asterales; Asteraceae
Source: the annotation of a GenBank genome assembly
AUGCUGCGUCAAAAUGUCCAAGAGUUUGAAAGCCACAAGAACAACUUUAUGCAAAUCACCUUCAACCAAAUUGAGGUGGAGAAGCAGGUAAAGGCCACUGAAAGUCUAUUAGCAACUUGCGCUGCUAAGCAGAAUAUUGUAGAGACUAUACGAGCCAGGUUGCGGGAUAAUGAAGUCUACGUCAAACAAACUGUAGAGACUUAUACAAGACAUUUGUAUGACAAGGCUUUAAAAAAGAAGCAGCAAGAUGUCGAUAACCAGAAACGUACAAGAAAGAAAUUGCAGAGUUGCGUAAAUCAAUUAAUCGAUUUGGAAAGGUACACCGGAAAGGAAGAAGAGGAAUUAAAGGGUCGGCUUAUCAAUUCCAAGAAGAGACGAAAAAUAUCCAAUUCACCAGAAAAAUUAAUAGCAGACUGUAAGAAACAAAUAGAAGAUCUCGAACGCUAUGCUACUGUAACCAGAGCUAUGAUAUCAGAAGUGGACAAAAAGAAGGAUCUUUGCAUGCAAAAGAUCUCCACAACUGUGAAUAAUUGUUUUGGAGAUGUGAUUUCUAAACUUGUCCCAGGUUGUUCAGGGAAGUUGACAAUGAUAAGAGAGGAGGACCGUGGUCCCGCUGAUAAUACAGAGGGGUGUCCCACAAAUUUCAUAGGUGUGAAAAUGGAGGUAUAAAGCUCCUUUUUCAUAAUAGGAAAUAAACAAACAUGUC